Ramularia collo-cygni is the source of this 363-nucleotide messenger RNA. RefSeq lists its product as uncharacterized. The coding region runs from base 1 to 363 and encodes 120 amino acids. The record is from RefSeq and is a predicted model, not a curated record. The transcript has a single exon. Lineage: Eukaryota; Fungi; Ascomycota; Dothideomycetes; Mycosphaerellales; Mycosphaerellaceae.
AUGUGCUAMAAACCAAGUGAAGUGUACGAUGGCUGUGGCUGUCCACGGCCCAAAACCACGGUAGUCCGGUGCAGCGCGGCGGACUUGGUGGACAACAUCUGUGAGAUCUYGAAGGAGUUCGAGGAGAGGGGCAAUAACCGCAUCUGUCGCGUUCAUUACGAGCAGCUGAUUGAAGCCACCAAAGAGCUGCUCAGGAAGAACGGCUUGUUGGCUGAAGUGAGGAAGGCUUUGGAGUGGCAAGACGAGUCCGAUGGUGAUACCAGCGACGAUAGCCUCUUGGAACUCGUUUCCGAUGGUAGGUUGGGGUUGGAUGGUGGAAUACACUCGGUCGGGGUCCAUUCCGCUGAUGGCAGAGCUGCCUGA